AUGCAAGGCUCUUUUUAAAUCUAGGAAGCCAUAGCCGAAAUAUUUAGUUAAGUUAAGGAUGUAGAAGAAUAUAUCUUUGGUUUCAUGUUAGAGAUGUUUAGAAAGGAGAAAAUUUAAGAUUGCAUUGGUUUUCUUUCAGAUGGAGGGAAUCAAAGAUAAUUAGAAUUAUAACUUUUUAAAGAUGAAAAUCUAUAACCUUUUGAUAUGUGGUGGAAAUAAGAUGUUGUAAAAAAAAGUAUGAUGAAAAUUAAAAAUAUUCUCAAAUAAAUAAAAAAUCAUUAAUUUAAUAAGAAAGACUAUUCAACAGAAGAAUCUAUGCAGGAUCUAAUUAAUAGCAUAAAGGAUAAUAGAUGGAUCAGAUAUUUUUUGUUAUUUUUAGUUCACCUCACAUCAAUAGAUAAAACUUUCGUAUAAUGUGGGUCUAAUUCAUUACAUAUAUUAAUUUAGAUGAAGAUAGACCUUAGAAAAAAAAAUUUUGAAAAUAUUAAGAUACAAAAUACUUCCUUAAAAGGAGCAAAUUUUUUUCGAUGCAAUUUAAGUAGAUCUUAAUUUAAUAAUGUAAAUAUAAGUAGUAUGAAUUUGAAUGGUGCGUUAUUAUUAAAUUGUGAAUGGAAGAAUAUUAAGAUUGAUGAAUUGAAUAUAUUAGAUGGCCAUAAUGAUGGUGUGAACUUAGUGUGCUUCUCUCCUGAUGGUACUACAGUAGUUACUUGCAGUGGAUCUUAUUAUUUAAGCAUUGAUAAUUCUAUCCGUCUAUGGGAUGUCAAAACAGGCUAAUAAAAAGCCAAACUAGAUGCUCAUACUAACAAUGUCGACUCAGUUAGUUUCUCACCUGAUGGAACUUUAUUAGCUUCUGGGAGUAAAGAUAAAUAUAUUAUUUUAUGGGAUGUUUGGACUAAGAAAAAAAGAGCCAAAUUAGAUGGUCAUAGUGGAAAUGUCUACUCAGUCUGUUUCUCUCCUGAUGGAAAUACUUUAGCUUCUGGUAGUCAUGAUAUGUCUAUCCGUCUAUGGGAUGUCAAAACAGGAUAAUAAAAAGCUUAAUUAAUUGGUCAUAAAAACUCUGUCUAUUCAGUCUGUUUCUCUCCUGAUGGAAAUACAUUAGCUUCAGGUAGUGAUGAUUAAUCUAUUCGUCUAUGGGAUGUUCAAACAGGAAAUCAAAAAGCUUAAUUUGAUGGUUAUAAAAACUCUGUCUAUUCAGUCUAUUUCUCUCCUGAUGGUAAUACAUUAGCUUCUGGUAGUGCUGAUAAUUGUAUCCGUUUAUGGGAUGUCAAAACAGGAUAAUAAAAAAAUAAAUUAGAUGGCCAUACAAACUCUGUCUAUUCAGUGUGUUUCUCUCCUGAUGGAAAUCUAUUAGUCUCUGGUAGUUCUGACAAGUCUAUCCGUUUAUGGGAUGUUGAAACAGGAGAUUAAAAAGCUUAAAUAGAUGGUCAUACUAACGAAGUCAAAUCAGUUAGUUUCUCAACUGAUGGAAAUUUAUUAGCUUCUGGUAGUUCUGACAAGUCUAUCCGUUUAUGGGAUGUGUGGACUAAGAUAAAAAAAACCAAAUUAGAUGGUCAUACUAGCACUGCAUAUUCAGUUUGCUUCUCUCCUGAUGGUAAUACAUUAGCUUCUGGUAGUGAUGAUAAGUCUAUCCGUCUUUGGGAUUUCAAAACAGGAUAAUAAAAAGCUAAAUUAAUUGGUCAUACAAACUCUGUCUAUUCAGUCUGUUUCUCUCCUGAUGGAAAUCUAUUAGCCUCUAGUAGUUCUGACAAGUCUAUCCGUUUAUGGGAUGUUGAAACAGGAAAUUAAAAAGCUUAAAUAGAUGGUCAUGCUAGCCCUGUCUACUCAGUCUGCUUCUCUCUUGAUGGAUCUACAUUAGCUUCUUGUAGUGAUGAUUAAUCUAUUCGUCUAUGGGACGUUCAAACAGGAAAUAAAAAAGCUUAAUUUGAUGGUCAUACAAACUCUGUCUAUUCAGUCUAUUUUUCUUCUGAUGGUAAUACAUUAGCUUCUGGUAGUGCUGAUAAUUGUAUCCGUUUAUGGGAUGUCAAAACAGGAUAACAGAAAGCUAAAUUUGAUGGUCAUGCUAGCACUGUCCAUUCAGUUUGUUUCUCUCCUGAUGGAAAUACAUUAGCUUCAGGUAGUUCUGACAAGUCUAUCCGUCUUUGGGAUGUAAAAACAGCACAAUAAAAAGCUUAUUUAGAUGGUCAUGCUAGCACUGUCUACUCAGUUUGUUUCUCUCCCGAUGGAAAUACAUUAACUUCUUGUAGUAGUGAUUACUCUAUCCGUCUAUGGAAUGUCAAAACAGGAUAAUUUCAAGCUAAAUUUGAUGGUCAUACUAGUUAUGUCUACUCAGUCUGUUUCUCACCUGAUGGAAAAACAUUAACAUCUUGUAGUAAAGAUAACUCUAUUCGUUUAUGGAAUGUAGAGACUAAGUUAAAAAAUACAAAAUUAGAUAGUCAUUCUAGCACUGUCUACUCAGUUUGCUUCUCUCCGGAUGGUAAUACAUUAGCUUCGGGUAGUGAUGAUAAAUUUAUCCUUUUAUGGGAUAUCAAAACAGGAUAACAGAAAGCUAAAUUCGAUGGUCAUGCUAGCACUGUCCAUUCAGUUUGUUUCUCUCCUGAUGGAAAUACAUUAGCUUCAGGUAGUUCUGACAAGUCUAUCCGUCUUUGGGAUGUAAAAACAGCAUAAUAAAAAGCUUAAUUAGAUGGUCAUGCUAGCACUGUCUACUCAGUUUGUUUCUCUCCCGAUGGAAAUACAUUAGCUUCUUGUAGCAAUGAUAAGUCCAUCCGACUAUGGAAUGUCAAAACACAAUAAUUUAAAGGAAAAUUAGAUGGUCAUGCUAGUACUGUUUUUUAAGUCUCUUUCUCCCCUGAUGGAAAUAUAUUAGCUUCUUGUAGUAAUGAUAAGUCCAUCCGACUAUGGAAUGUCAAAACACAAUCAUUUAAAGCAAAAUUAGAUGGUCAUGCUAGCACUGUUUUUUCAGUCUCUUUCUCCCCUGAUGGAAAUAUAUUAGCUUCUUGUAGCCAUGAUCAGUCCAUCCGAUUAUGGAAUGUCAAAACACAAUAAUUUAAAUCCAAAUUAGAUGGUCAUGUUAGCACUGUCAACUCAGUUUGUUUUACCCCUGAUGGAAAUACAUUAGCUUCUGGUAGCUAUGAUUACUCUAUCCGUCUUUGGGAAGUCACAACAGGAUAAUAAAAAGCCAAAUUAGAUGGUCAUGCUAGCAUUGUCAACACAGUCUGUUUCUCACCUGAUGGAAAUAAAUUAGCUUCUGGUAGUUGUGAUUACUCUAUCCGACUAUGGGAUGUGAAGAAUAUGAUAAAAAAGACUAAAUUAGAUUGUCAAACUAGCAGUGUCUACUCAAUCUAAUUCUCUCCUGAUGGUAAUACAUUAGCAUCUAGUAGUAGAGAUAAGUCUAUUCGUUUAUGGUAUGUCACAACAGGAUAAUAAAAAGCUUAAUUAAAUGGCCAUACUGGAUAUGUCUAUUCAACUUGUUUUUCACCUGAUGGAAAUACAUUAGCUUCAGGUAGUGGUGAUUUUUCUAUCCGUCUAUGGGAUUUCUAAACAGGAUUACAAAAAGCAAAAUUGGAUGGUCAUGAGAAUUGGGUAAUGUCGGUCUGUUUCUCUUCUGAUAGAAAUACAUUAGCAUCUAGUAGUAAAGAUAAGUCUAUUCGUUUAUGGGAUGUCGCAACAGGAUAAUAAAAAGCUAAAUUAGAUGGUCAUACAAACACUGUCUACUCAGUCUGUUUCUCUCCUGAUGGAAAUACGUUAGCUUCAGGUAGUGAUGAUUAAUCUAUUCGUCUAUGGGAAGUUAAAACACGAUAAUAAAAAGCUAAAUUAGAUGGUCAUACCAACUCUGUUUAUUCAGUCUGUUUCUCUCCUGAUGGAAAUAUAUUAGCUUCAGGUAGUUCUGACAAGUCUAUCCGUCUUUGGGAUGUAAAAUAAGCACAAUAAAAAGCUUAUUUAGAUGGUCAUGCUAGCACUGUCUACUCAGUUUGUUUCUCUCCCGAUGGGAAUACAUUAACUUCUGGUAGUGGUGAUUACUCUAUCCGUCUCUGGGAUGUCACAACAGGAUAAUAAAAAGCUAAAUUAGAUGGUCAUACAAACACUGUCUACUCAGUCUGUUUCUCUCCUGAUGGAAAUACAUUAGCAUCAUGUAGUGAUGAUAUGGAAAUUCGUCUAUGGGAAAUAAAGAGAGAAUAAGAAAUGAAUUCCUGUGAUAAAAUUUACAAUAAUAUGUUCAUAAAUAUUAGGACUGCACUACAAUAAAUUACCCCUUAUUCAGAAGGUAGUAUGAUUUUUUCUAUAUUUUUAGUCUCUAAUUAUAUAACUACAGUCCUUAUAUCCUAAAAGUCAAUAUUUUAAUCUAAAGGAGCUUUAAUACUGAAUGGAGAGUUUAUAAAUCAGUCAGGCAUUGAUUUAAAAACAUUAUUUCAAAAAAAAGGAAGUUAUUUUUUGGAAAGCUUAUCUAAAAAUUUAAUUUGA
Messenger RNA from Paramecium primaurelia, 4458 nucleotides. The record is from the annotation of a GenBank genome assembly. NCBI's taxonomy places the organism in Eukaryota, Ciliophora, Oligohymenophorea, Peniculida, Parameciidae.